CCUUCUCUGGGCGACUGCUGAUGGGGCGGGGGCAGCCCGACGGCACAGCGCUUUGUUGUUUUUCCUAGUGUGUCUGUGUACGCUAGCACCGGCGUUUUGCCGCUUUUUUGCAGCACCACACCGCAUAGCUUAAUUGCAGCACAGGCACGUAAAGGCAAAGCCACAUCGUUGCAAGCGCAGGCACGUCCAGGCAGCCAUACUCUAGGCAAAGCCAUAUCGAAGUUAUCCAUAAGCACCCCAGGCGCCACAGCAGAUCCACAGCCGCACAACCGCGGACCGGUGCAAGAGACCGAGCCGAAUGAGCGCCCAAGUAGCAGCCCAAACGACCUUCGACGCCUGGGUCGCCUCCAAGGGCGCCGCCGUCGGGCCGCCCGGCACGACGAGCGUGCUGACGCCGCUCGCCGCGCGCGAGCUCUGGGACCGGGAAGCUCAGGGCGCCGACGUCCUCGACGACGCGAGCGUUCAAAGGCUCGACGCCGUCAUCCGAGCCGACGUCAAACGCGCGACGGCCUUCCAGGCGCUGCUGCGCGGGAGAGUCGAUCGACGCAAGGCGCCGGCGGCGACGCCGAGCGCGUCGCGGAACGAGCUCGCGCCGUUCAACCCGACGCCAGAAGCCGCCGUCGCCAAAGCGCUGGAGCUGCUGGAUGUUGGGGAAGGGGACGUGGUCUACGACGUCGGCUGCGGCGACGGGCGUUUUGUGGUUGCGGCGGCGCGGCGCGGCGCCGAGGCGGUCGGCGUCGAGCUCGACGCCGCGCUCGCGAAACGCGCGACGGAGGCCGUGGCGGGCCUCGCCGGGGCCCGCAUCAUUCAGGGAGACGCGCUCGCCGAGCCGCUGGACCGCGCCACGAAGAUCUUCCUCUACCUCGUGCCGUCCGGUCUGAAAACGAUCGCGCCGCGGCUCGCCGCGCUGCGGAACGUCACCGUCGUCGCCUACACCUUCGCCGUGCCUGGCUGGGCCCCGGACCGGCGCGAGGUCGUCGGCGGCAUAUCUCUCUAUUUGUACCUGCCGCGGCGCGUGUUCUCCUGUGGUGCUUGUCAAUUGACGCUGGUGGGCGACGCCAAGUUCACGUACGUGGACGGCCCGUCACGGAUCGAGGGCACGUAUACCGAGGACGCGGGCGAGUUCAUUUUCAAGUGGCCUUCGAAGUCGAAGAAAGGCGUCCUCCGGUCGCUCGACUUCGAGCGAUGGACCUUCGACGAGCCCCUCGUCGACGAGGGCAUCGAGGAGUAA
Pelagomonas calceolata is the source of this 1231-nucleotide messenger RNA. NCBI's taxonomy places the organism in Eukaryota, Pelagophyceae, Pelagomonadales, Pelagomonadaceae. The record is from the annotation of a GenBank genome assembly.